Molecule: messenger RNA, 498 nt
Organism: Symbiodinium sp. CCMP2456
Lineage: Eukaryota; Dinophyceae; Suessiales; Symbiodiniaceae
Source: the annotation of a GenBank genome assembly
AUGCAUUGCUCUGGAGAGGUGCAUGCUGAUGCCAAGGAGUUGCGCAUGUCAGACGCAUACACGUGGGAGGCCGUCAUGUUCGAGAUUCAGCCCUUCCUCAAGCGGCUCAAGAAGACGGCUUUUGCGGUGCACAUCUCAGUGGAUGCAGUCGUAGCUUUCAACGGCACGAGAUUUCAAAGCUUUGGAUGCACUUUCUCGCCUCGCCCUCUUCGGCUCAACUGCAGCCGAUUUCUGUGCGGCCGGCUGCUGAGUUUCUGGAGGCCGGGCUGGGCGGCUUGGUCCUUGGCCUCGCCUCGCCUUGAGUUUUUACCCCUCCAGGUGCGCAUGACCAUGAGACGAAGUUCCUUAGGGAAGACUGGCGCGUGGGGACCUCGCUGCGUCGCUUCGGUGCCUGCCACUGCGAUUUCUUUUGCCAUUUUCCUCAGUCUCGCCUUGGUGCUGGGCGCCGGCUACUUGUUUCUCGAUGCCCUGAGCUGCUUCGUGGGAGCGGGAGCCUGA